AUGCCGCCGAAAAAGACCGAGAAAGGCGGGGGCAAGCGGCCUGCUGCGGCCAAGGUUGUCGAGGACAAGACCUUCGGCAUGAAGAACAAGAAGGGUGCGGUUGCACAGAAGCAGAUCGCUCGCAUGGAGUCCUCCCUCAAAGCAAGCGGAAGCGCAGAGCAGAAACGGAAGGAUGCGGAGAAGGCCGCCCGCGAGAGGGAGAAGAAGGCUGCCGAGGACGCCAAGAGGGAAGCCGAAAUGCUGCUCAACCGACCAGCCCAGAUCCAGAAAGUCCCCUUCGGUGUCGACCCCAAGACUGUGGUGUGCAUAUUCUUCAAGAAGGGCAACUGCGAGAAGGGCAAGAAGUGCAAGUUUGCCCACGAUUUGAGUCUUGAGCGCAAGACAGAAAAGAAGAACCUAUACACAGACACCCGGGCCGAGGAGGAGGAGAAGCGGAAGACCGAGACGUCGGCAGACUGGGACGAAGAGAAACUACGUUCAGUCGUGCUGUCCAAGAAGGGCAACCAGCAGACCACGACGGACAAGAUUUGCAAAUUCUUUGUCGAAGCGAUCGAGGAUGGCAAGUAUGGAUGGUUUUGGAUAUGUCCGAACGGCGGUGACAAGUGCAAGUACAAACACGCACUGCCACCUGGAUUCGUGCUCAAGACUAAAGAGCAGAGGGCGGCGGAGAAGGCGUUGCUGGACAAGUCGCCCCUGAAGACAUUGACUCUAGAGGACUUCCUGGAAUCAGAGCGACACAAGCUUACCGGUACUCUCACGCCCGUGACCCCGGAAAGCUUUGCCAAGUGGAAGAAAGAUCGUCUCGAUAAGAAGGCAGCCGAGGAGCAAGCACGGCAGGCGAAGGAGGCCACUGGCCGUGCGCUGUUCGAGAGCGGCAACUGGAGAAUGGAGGAAGAAUCCGAGGAUGAGGACGACGAAGAUGAUGCUUGGAACCUGGAGAAGCUUCGAAAGGAAACCGAGGCUAUACGGCAGCAAAAAGAGGAUGCUCGGCUCCUGGCUGAGCAUGGCGUUCAGACCCCGAACAGCAUCGCUCCUACGCCUGACGGUGUCACUGCGACCUGA
Messenger RNA from Thyridium curvatum, 1062 nucleotides. RefSeq lists its product as uncharacterized. Gene Ontology annotation, cellular component: cytosol. The coding region runs from base 1 to 1062 and encodes 353 amino acids. Gene Ontology annotation, molecular function: metal ion binding; mRNA binding. The record is from RefSeq and is a predicted model, not a curated record. Lineage: Eukaryota; Fungi; Ascomycota; Sordariomycetes; Thyridiales; Thyridiaceae. Gene Ontology annotation, biological process: cytoplasmic translation. The transcript is spliced from 2 exons.